GCGUGCAAAGCGGUCCUCGCCGCUGCCAUUACCGGAGUUUAGCGCGGAGGAGCGAAGGGAGUUCCUGGUCGUAGCCGUCGGGGCUGCCGGGCGCGGAGCCCUCGCUAGGGGAAGGCAGGUUGCGUUGCUCACCAUGGCAGGAGUCUUCCCUUUCCGGGGCCCAUGCCCCCCAAUGCCCACCCCCUUGACUCCGUUGCCCGACUACAUGUCGGAGGAGAAAUUGCAGGAAAAAGCCCGAAAAUGGCAGCAGCUGCAGGCAAAGCGCUAUGCCGAGAAGAGGAAAUUUGGCUUUGUGGAUGCCCAGAAGGAGGACAUGCCGCCUGAGCACGUGAGGAAGAUCAUCCGUGAUCACGGAGACAUGACCAACAGGAAAUUCCGUCAUGACAAGCGGGUGUAUUUGGGGGCCCUGAAGUACAUGCCCCACGCAGUUCUGAAGCUCCUGGAGAACAUGCCGAUGCCCUGGGAGCAGAUCCGGGACGUGCCUGUCCUCUACCAUAUCACCGGGGCCAUCUCCUUCGUGAACGAGAUCCCGUGGGUGAUUGAGCCGGUGUACAUCGCCCAGUGGGGGUCCAUGUGGAUCAUGAUGAGGCGGGAGAAGAGGGACCGGCGGCAUUUCAAGCGAAUGCGCUUCCCGCCCUUUGACGAUGAAGAGCCCCCCCUUGACUACGCGGACAACAUCCUGGACGUGGAGCCCCUGGAGGCCAUCCAGCUGGAGCUGGACCCGGAGGAAGACGCUCCCGUCUUGGACUGGUUCUACGACCACCAGCCCCUGAAGGACAGCCGCAAGUACGUCAACGGCUCCACCUACCAGCGAUGGCAGUUCACCCUCCCCAUGAUGUCCACCCUCUACCGCCUGGCCAACCAGCUCCUCACAGACCUGGUGGACGACAACUACUUCUACCUCUUCGACCUGAAGGCCUUCUUCACCUCCAAGGCCCUCAACAUGGCCAUUCCAGGGGGCCCCAAGUUUGAGCCCCUGGUUCGGGACAUCAACCUGCAGGACGAGGACUGGAAUGAAUUUAAUGACAUCAACAAGAUCAUCAUCCGGCAGCCGAUCCGGACCGAGUACAAGAUCGCCUUCCCCUACCUCUACAACAACCUUCCCCACCACGUCCACCUCACCUGGUAUCACACCCCCAACGUGGUCUUCAUCAAAACGGAGGAUCCAGACCUGCCAGCUUUCUAUUUUGAUCCCCUCAUUAACCCCAUUUCACACAGACAUUCGGUUAAGAGCCAGGAGCCGCUCCCUGAUGACGACGAGGAGUUUGAGCUGCCAGAGUUUGUGGAGCCCUUCCUCAAGGAGACCCCUCUGUACACGGACAACACGGCCAACGGCAUCGCCCUCCUCUGGGCCCCGCGGCCCUUCAACCUGCGCUCUGGCCGCACCCGGCGAGCCCUGGACAUCCCUCUGGUCAAGAACUGGUACCGAGAGCAUUGCCCCGCCGGGCAGCCUGUGAAGGUGCGGGUCUCUUACCAGAAGCUCCUGAAGUACUACGUCCUCAACGCGCUCAAGCACAGGCCCCCCAAGGCCCAGAAGAAGAGGUACCUCUUCCGCUCCUUCAAGGCCACCAAGUUCUUCCAGUCCACCAAGCUGGACUGGGUGGAGGUGGGGCUGCAGGUCUGCCGCCAGGGCUACAACAUGCUCAACCUCCUGAUCCACCGCAAGAACCUCAACUACCUCCACCUGGACUACAACUUCAACCUGAAGCCCGUCAAGACCCUCACCACCAAGGAAAGGAAGAAGUCUCGCUUUGGCAAUGCCUUCCACCUGUGCCGGGAGGUGCUGCGUCUGACCAAGCUGGUGGUGGACAGCCAUGUCCAGUACAGGCUAGGAAACGUGGAUGCCUUCCAGCUGUCAGACGGCCUCCAGUACAUCUUCGCUCACGUGGGGCAGCUGACUGGGAUGUACCGGUACAAAUACAAGCUGAUGAGGCAGAUCCGGAUGUGCAAAGACCUCAAGCACCUCAUUUACUACCGCUUCAACACCGGGCCGGUGGGGAAAGGCCCCGGCUGUGGUUUCUGGGCUCCCGGCUGGCGCGUGUGGCUCUUCUUCAUGAGAGGGAUUACGCCCCUGCUGGAGCGGUGGCUGGGGAACCUCCUGGCCAGGCAGUUUGAGGGCCGCCAUUCAAAGGGGGUGGCCAAGACUGUCACCAAGCAGCGGGUGGAGUCCCACUUCGACCUGGAGCUGCGGGCGGCAGUGAUGCACGACAUCCUGGACAUGAUGCCUGAGGGGAUCAAGCAGAACAAGGCCCGGACCAUCCUGCAGCACCUGAGUGAGGCCUGGCGGUGCUGGAAGGCCAAUAUCCCUUGGAAGGUCCCGGGGCUGCCAACUCCCAUCGAGAACAUGAUCUUGCGGUACGUGAAGGCCAAAGCGGACUGGUGGACCAACACAGCGCAUUACAACCGGGAGCGCAUCCGCCGCGGGGCCACUGUGGACAAGACGGUCUGCAAGAAGAACCUGGGCCGCCUGACUCGCCUCUACCUGAAGGCCGAGCAGGAGAGGCAGCACAACUACCUGAAGGACGGGCCGUACAUCACCGCGGAGGAGGCUGUGGCCGUUUACACCACCACGGUGCACUGGCUGGAGAGCCGGCGCUUCUCCCCCAUCCCUUUCCCUCCCCUCUCCUACAAGCACGACACCAAGCUCCUGAUCCUGGCCCUGGAGAGGCUGAAGGAGGCUUACAGUGUGAAGUCUCGUCUGAACCAGUCCCAGCGGGAGGAGCUGGGCCUGAUCGAGCAGGCCUACGACAACCCUCACGAGGCCCUUUCGCGCAUCAAGCGGCAUUUGCUGACCCAGCGGGCCUUCAAGGAGGUGGGCAUCGAGUUUAUGGACCUCUACAGCCACCUGGUCCCUGUCUAUGACGUGGAGCCCCUGGAGAAGAUCACAGACGCCUACCUGGACCAGUACCUGUGGUACGAGGCAGACAAGAGACGUCUCUUCCCUCCGUGGAUCAAGCCAGCCGACACGGAGCCCCCUCCGCUGCUGGUAUACAAGUGGUGCCAGGGCAUUAACAACCUGCAGGACGUGUGGGAGACCAGCGAAGGGGAGUGCAACGUCAUGCUGGAGUCCCGCUUUGAGAAGAUGUACGAGAAGAUCGACUUGACGCUGCUUAACAGGCUGCUGCGUCUCAUCGUUGACCACAACAUCGCCGACUACAUGACAGCCAAGAACAACGUGGUCAUCAACUACAAGGACAUGAACCACACCAACUCCUACGGGAUCAUCCGGGGCCUGCAGUUCGCCUCCUUCAUUGUCCAGUACUACGGGCUGGUGAUGGAUCUGCUGGUGCUCGGCCUGCACCGCGCCAGUGAGAUGGCCGGCCCCCCGCAGAUGCCCAACGACUUCCUCAGCUUCCAAGACUUGGCCACAGAGGUGGCCCACCCGAUACGCUUGUUCUGCAGAUACAUCGACCGCAUCCACAUCUUUUUCAGGUUCACGGCGGAUGAGGCCAGGGACCUGAUCCAGCGCUACCUGACCGAGCAUCCGGAUCCAAACAACGAGAACAUCGUGGGCUACAACAACAAGAAGUGCUGGCCUCGUGAUGCUCGCAUGCGCCUCAUGAAGCAUGACGUCAACCUGGGCCGUGCCGUCUUCUGGGACAUCAAGAACCGGCUGCCGCGCUCCGUCACCACGGUGCAGUGGGAGAACAGCUUUGUGUCUGUGUACAGCAAGGACAACCCCAACCUGCUUUUCAACAUGUGCGGCUUCGAGUGUCGCAUCCUGCCCAAGUGCCGGACCAGCUACGAAGAGUUCACCCACAAGGACGGGGUGUGGAACUUGCAGAAUGAGGUGACCAAGGAACGCACCGCCCAGUGCUUCUUGCGAGUGGACGAUGAGUCCAUGCAGCGGUUCCACAACCGGGUCAGGCAGAUCCUGAUGGCCUCCGGCUCCACCACCUUCACCAAGAUCGUGAAUAAGUGGAACACGGCCCUGAUCGGCUUAAUGACCUACUUCCGGGAGGCCGUGGUGAACACCCAGGAGCUGCUGGACUUGCUGGUGAAGUGCGAGAACAAGAUCCAGACUCGGAUCAAGAUUGGCCUGAACUCCAAGAUGCCCAGCCGCUUCCCGCCCGUGGUCUUCUACACCCCCAAGGAGCUUGGGGGGCUGGGCAUGCUCUCCAUGGGCCACGUCCUGAUCCCUCAGUCUGACCUCAGGUGGUCCAAGCAGACGGACGUGGGCAUCACUCACUUCCGGUCCGGAAUGAGCCACGAGGAGGACCAGCUGAUCCCCAACCUCUACCGGUACAUCCAGCCGUGGGAGAGUGAAUUCAUCGACUCCCAGCGGGUGUGGGCCGAAUACGCCCUCAAGCGGCAGGAAGCCAUUGCUCAGAACAGGCGCCUGACCCUGGAGGACCUGGAGGACUCGUGGGACAGAGGCAUCCCACGCAUCAACACCCUCUUCCAGAAGGACCGGCACACGCUGGCCUACGACAAGGGCUGGAGGGUCAGGACGGAUUUCAAGCAGUACCAGGUGCUGAAGCAGAACCCCUUCUGGUGGACCCACCAGCGCCACGACGGGAAGCUCUGGAACCUGAACAACUACCGCACGGACAUGAUCCAGGCCCUGGGCGGGGUGGAGGGCAUCCUGGAGCACACGCUCUUUAAGGGCACCUACUUUCCCACCUGGGAGGGGCUCUUCUGGGAAAAAGCCAGUGGCUUCGAGGAGUCCAUGAAGUGGAAGAAGCUGACCAACGCCCAGCGUUCAGGUCUCAAUCAGAUCCCCAACCGGAGGUUCACCCUCUGGUGGUCUCCCACCAUCAACAGGGCCAACGUCUACGUGGGCUUCCAGGUGCAGCUGGACCUGACUGGCAUCUUCAUGCAUGGCAAAAUCCCCACGCUGAAGAUCUCCCUGAUCCAGAUCUUCCGGGCUCACUUGUGGCAGAAGAUCCACGAAAGCAUCGUCAUGGACCUCUGCCAGGUGUUUGACCAGGAGCUGGACGCCUUGGAGAUUGAGACAGUGCAGAAGGAGACCAUCCACCCCAGGAAGUCCUACAAGAUGAACUCCUCCUGCGCGGACAUCCUCCUCUUCGCCUCCUACAAGUGGAACGUCUCCCGGCCCUCCCUGCUGGCAGACUCCAAGGACGUGAUGGACAGCACCACCACCCAGAAGUACUGGAUCGACAUCCAGCUGCGUUGGGGAGACUAUGAUUCACAUGACAUCGAGCGUUACGCCCGGGCAAAGUUCCUGGACUACACUACGGACAACAUGAGCAUCUACCCCUCCCCCACCGGGGUCCUCAUUGCCAUUGACCUGGCCUACAACCUGCACAGCGCCUACGGGAACUGGUUCCCGGGGAGCAAGCCCCUGAUCCAGCAGGCCAUGGCCAAGAUCAUGAAGGCCAACCCGGCCUUGUACGUGCUGAGGGAGCGGAUCCGCAAGGGGCUGCAGCUUUACUCCUCGGAGCCCACCGAGCCCUACCUGUCCUCGCAGAACUACGGGGAGCUCUUCUCCAACCAGAUCAUCUGGUUUGUGGACGACACCAACGUCUACAGGGUCACCAUCCACAAGACCUUCGAGGGGAACCUGACCACGAAGCCCAUCAACGGGGCCAUCUUCAUCUUCAACCCUCGGACCGGGCAGCUCUUCUUGAAGAUCAUCCACACUUCCGUCUGGGCUGGGCAAAAGCGUUUGGGCCAGCUGGCCAAGUGGAAGACGGCGGAAGAGGUGGCGGCUCUGAUCCGGUCCCUGCCUGUGGAGGAGCAGCCCAAGCAGAUCAUCGUCACCCGGAAGGGCAUGUUGGAUCCCUUGGAGGUGCACCUCCUGGACUUCCCCAACAUUGUGAUCAAGGGCUCGGAGCUGCAGCUUCCCUUCCAGGCCUGCCUGAAGGUGGAGAAGUUUGGGGACCUCAUCUUGAAGGCGACCGAACCCCAGAUGGUCCUCUUCAACCUUUACGAUGACUGGCUGAAGACCAUCUCUUCCUACACGGCCUUUUCCCGCCUGAUCCUCAUCCUGCGGGCGCUGCACGUGAACAAUGAUCGGGCCAAAGUCAUCCUGAAGCCGGACAAGACCACCAUCACCGAGCCUCACCACAUCUGGCCCACCUUGACCGAUGAGGAGUGGAUCAAAGUGGAGGUGCAGCUGAAGGACCUGAUCUUGGCCGACUAUGGCAAGAAGAACAAUGUGAACGUGGCUUCCUUGACCCAGUCCGAGAUCCGGGACAUCAUCCUCGGCAUGGAGAUCUCAGCGCCUUCCCAGCAGCGGCAGCAGAUCGCGGAGAUCGAGAAGCAGACCAAGGAGCAGAGCCAGCUGACGGCCACCCAGACGCGGACGGUCAACAAACACGGCGACGAGAUCAUCACAUCCACCACCAGCAACUACGAGACCCAGACCUUCUCCUCCAAGACCGAGUGGCGGGUCAGGGCCAUCUCUGCCGCCAACCUGCACUUGCGCACCAACCACAUCUACGUCUCCUCGGAUGACAUCAAAGAGACCGGCUACACCUACAUCCUGCCCAAGAACGUCCUGAAGAAGUUCAUCUGCAUCUCCGACCUGCGAGCUCAGAUUGCGGGAUACCUCUAUGGGGUGAGUCCCCCAGACAACCCCCAGGUGAAGGAGAUCCGGUGUAUUGUGAUGGUGCCUCAGUGGGGAACCCAUCAGACCGUCCACCUCCCCGGCCAGCUGCCCCAGCAUGAGUACCUGAAGGAAAUGGAGCCUCUGGGGUGGAUUCACACCCAACCCAACGAGUCUCCCCAGCUCUCCCCACAAGAUGUGACCACCCACGCCAAAGUCAUGGCCGAGAACCCCUCCUGGGACGGGGAGAAGACCAUCAUCAUCACCUGCAGCUUCACUCCGGGCUCCUGCACCCUGACCGCCUACAAGCUGACCCCCAGUGGCUACGAGUGGGGCCGGCAGAACACGGACAAGGGCAACAACCCCAAGGGAUACCUGCCCUCCCACUACGAGCGGGUGCAGAUGCUGCUCUCGGACCGCUUCCUGGGCUUCUUCAUGGUGCCGGCCCAGAGCUCCUGGAACUACAACUUCAUGGGCGUCCGGCAUGACCCCAACAUGAAGUACGAGCUGCAGCUGGCCAACCCGAAGGAGUUCUACCACGAGGUCCACCGCCCCUCCCACUUCCUCAACUUCGCCCUCCUGCAGGAGGGGGAGGUCUACUCGGCGGACCGGGAGGAUCUCUAUUCCUAG
Molecule: messenger RNA, 7141 nt
Organism: Thamnophis sirtalis
Lineage: Eukaryota; Metazoa; Chordata; Lepidosauria; Squamata; Natricidae
Gene: PRPF8
Product: pre-mRNA processing factor 8
Biological process (GO): mRNA splicing, via spliceosome; spliceosomal tri-snRNP complex assembly
Cellular component (GO): catalytic step 2 spliceosome; U5 snRNP
Molecular function (GO): U1 snRNA binding; pre-mRNA intronic binding; metallopeptidase activity
Source: RefSeq, a predicted model, not a curated record